This is a messenger RNA of Drosophila rhopaloa, 962 nucleotides long. Its product is annotated as selenoprotein H. Lineage: Eukaryota; Metazoa; Arthropoda; Insecta; Diptera; Drosophilidae. The record is from RefSeq and is a predicted model, not a curated record. The transcript has a single exon. Bases 50 to 481 code for a protein of 143 amino acids. Gene Ontology annotation, cellular component: Golgi apparatus.
ACUUAUAUAUUUGUAAGCUAAAAUAUUGUUUUAGAAUUCCAAAUUUAAAAUGCCUCCCAAGGGACAGGGUAAAAAGAAAAAGGAGGUGGACUGGGCCGACGAUGAGCAUUUCACCAAGGAGCGUUCGAUGAUCUACAUCGAGCAUACGUACGAGUGUCCCAUUUUCCAGACAAAGGCCGACGAGUGUGGUGUGUUCCUGCAGCAGAGGAUUCCGGAGCGCAAGUUCCAGCUGGUGAAGAACAGGUAUGGUCAUCAGGUUCCCCGGGAAGGAGCCUUCGAGAUAUUGUUCUCCCAGAAUGCCCGCACCUCCACGCAUCUUUUGUGGUCCGGCUUGGAUCGGGGUCCUCCGCGUCAGGACAAGUUCCCCAUGGACUAUGAACUGCUCGUUCCGGAUGUGAACAGGAUACUCAAGAAAUUCUAUCCCGACAAGGCGGUGGGCGUGCUCGACGAGGAUGAAGAGGAAGAGAUGGAGGAGCUGUAGACAAUUGCAAUAUUUUUUCCAAAAUUGUUAUUAAGUCUUUACCAUAACAAUGGCCAAUAUAAGGCGUGAAAAGUAAACAAUCAGCCAGAGAAGACCUGUUGGGGAAACUUUGAGACGUCAUCCACCCACGUUAAAUGCUCGGCGAUUAGUGCGAUUCUUGUUUGGCUUUUGUGCGGAAUAUUGCUCUCAUUGUUUGUUGCCCCCUCAACUGACGUCCUGACAUCACAAUUUGACAGCUCUUUUCAAAAGUUAAAUGCUUAAAUCGACCAGAAUAAUUAACCAAAUACAAUACAACUCGCACAUCAGCAGUCAACCGAGAUGUGCGAUGUGCAUAUAUAUCCCCAUAUUUAUAUAUAUAUCCAGCACACCCCGGGGACAUUAGCGACGUCCUAUUGUCUGCCAGAGAAAUCAAAGCGACGGAAUCGGGGGAUGUUGUGGGUGACACUAUCUCGUUUGCUUGGUGUUGACACAACAAAUAACC